UCUGGUAAAAACCCCCGUGGGCGCCAUCUUUGUUUCGGGCGGUCCCAAUACGGGGGGAGUUUGCAGCUUGGAGGCGGGUCGACUACGCGGAAGUGACGCAAGUCGCCGCCAUGUCUUUUGAGGGCGGCGACGGCGCCGGGUCGGCCAUGCUGGCUACGGGCACGGCGCGGAUGGCGUCGGGGCGCCCUGAAGAGCUGUGGGAGGCCGUGGUGGGGGCCGCCGAGCGCUUCCGGGCCCGGACGGGGCUUGGGGAGCGAGGACACAUGGGGCUGGCGCAGUCAGCCCAGCCCCAGCCCCCUCUGUCCUGCUCUGCCCCGCAGGGCGCGGAUGGCGUCGGGGCGCCCUGAAGAGCUGUGGGAGGCCGUGGUGGGGGCCGCCGAGCGCUUCCGGGCCCGGACGCGAACAGGGCUGCUGCCGCUGCCCGGCCCCCCGUGGCCCCACCGGCACCGCAGCCACCCAGUCCCGCACAGAGCCCACCCCGGCCUACCCUCGCCAGGGAGGAAGAUGAGGAGGACGAGGACGAGCCGACAGAGACAGAGACCUCUGGGGAGCGGCUGGGUGUUAGCGAUAAUGGAGGGCUCUUUGUGAUGGAUGAGGACGCCACGCUCCAGGACCUGCCCCCUUUCUGCGAGUCGGACCCUGAGAGCACAGAUGAUGGCAGCCUGAGUGAGGAGACCCCCGCUGGCCCCGCAGCCUACUCAGUGCCCCCGGCCUCAGCCCUGCCCACACAGCAGUACGCCAAGUCCCUGCCUGUGUCCGUGCCCGUCUGGCCCUUCAAGGAGAAGAGGACAGAAGCUCGGUCGUCGGAUGAGGAGAACGGGCCGCCCUCCUCACCGGACCUGGACCGCAUCGCGGCGAGCAUGCGCGCGCUGGUGCUGCGGGAGGCCGAGGACACUCAGGUCUUCGGGGACCUGCCGCGACCGCGGCUCAACACCAGCGACUUCCAGAAGCUGAAGCGGAAAUACUGAGGCCCAGGGAGGCCCCAGCAUCCGCCCCGUCCCACACUACACCCCCGCCCCGCCCCUGGGGCUCGCCAAUCCGAGUCAGGGCCGGGACCGGCCUCCCACAUCCCCGGGGCCCAUGUCUGACUAGUCCCAGCCGAUUCCCGCCGCCCUUGCAGCCCACCACACCCGUCUGCGCCGAGGAGCGGGACCUAUACAGUUUCCCAGUAGGGUCUGUCGCCUCUUUUUCUGCCCAGCGACAGGUUCUUUCUGUUAAGGGAUCGGCUCGCUCCCGGAUCGGCUUGGCUAGUUCUAAGCCCUAAAUGGGUCGACUCUCUCGUUUUCCGCCUAGCGACAAGAACUUUGGUCGCGCGGCAUUGGCUCCAUCCUUGAAGGAGCACAGUCGAGCCCCAGGAUUGGGUGGUGGCGCUCCACUUCAGCCUGAUGAAUGGGCAGCUCCUUCGUUUGGCUCGAACCCUGUAAAGGUCUUGGCCAAUCUCCCACGCCACCAGCCGCCCUUAGUGUGUUCCCCUACCUGAUUGGCUCCGACCUCCCGGGGGCGUGGCCGAGCCCUCCUCCUGGGCCCAGGAUUGGCCUGCGGCCUUAAAUUUACGUUCUUUACACUACUGGGUCUGAGGUUUUUACGAAGUCCUGACAACUGGUCCCUCUGGCCCCCUCCUCAGGGAUGGCCCGAUCCUGUCCCUCCGUCUGACACACUCUCAAGUGGUUCCAUCCCAUAACAGCCUGCCAAUCAAAGCCCGUCCUUGCAUCAGGACGAUGCCAGCUCCUGCCCCUCUUCCCUCACCCCCACAGGUGCCUUAAAGGGCCCUUCUCCACCCAAGGUGGGGAGCAGGGGCCCUCACUCUCCGGCCCUGAUGUGGGGGAGAGAGUGGGGAGUGGGGAGCGCGAGUUGGGAGGGCUGCUCUGAGAUUAAAGGGUUUUACCUCUUGUCAAACGA
This is a messenger RNA of Pteropus alecto (black flying fox), 1899 nucleotides long. It is a transcript of the gene AKT1S1, whose product is annotated as AKT1 substrate 1. Lineage: Eukaryota; Metazoa; Chordata; Mammalia; Chiroptera; Pteropodidae. Gene Ontology annotation, cellular component: cytoplasm. The record is from RefSeq and is a predicted model, not a curated record. The transcript has 6 exons. Gene Ontology annotation, biological process: neurotrophin TRK receptor signaling pathway; negative regulation of protein kinase activity; negative regulation of TOR signaling.